Molecule: messenger RNA, 1213 nt
Organism: Apus apus (common swift)
Lineage: Eukaryota; Metazoa; Chordata; Aves; Apodiformes; Apodidae
Gene: AMBP
Product: alpha-1-microglobulin/bikunin precursor
Exons: 10
Coding region: 72-1109 (345 amino acids)
Cellular component (GO): plasma membrane; cell surface
Molecular function (GO): serine-type endopeptidase inhibitor activity
Source: RefSeq, a predicted model, not a curated record
GGGGACAGCGCAGAGUCCAGGAUCCCGCUGGGUUGCUGGGACUCAGCCGCACUCUGAAGCCAACAGCCACCAUGUUCUGGGGUCUCCUUUCCCUCCUGCUCUUCACUGUGGCCAGCGGGAACCCCAUCGGGGACCAGGAUGAGGAAAUCCAAGUGCAGGAGAAUUUUGAGCCUGAGCGGAUGUUCGGGAAGUGGUAUGACAUUGCCAUCGGCACAACCUGCAAAUGGAUGAAGAACUACAAGGAGAAGUUCAGCAUGGGCACUCUGGUGCUGGGCCCAGGCCCCAGCGCUGAACAGAUCAGCACUGCCAGCACCAGGCUGAGGCAAGGUGACUGCACACGCAUCUCAGGAGAGUACCAGAAAACCAGCAUCCCAGGCAAAUACACCUACUAUAACCCCAAAUGGGAUGUGUCUAUCCAGUCCUAUGUGCUCCGCACCAACUAUGAAGAAUACAGCGUCAUUCUGAUGAAGAAGAAGAGUAGUUUUGGCCCAAGCACCACGCUGAAGCUGUACGGGAGGAGCCCACAGCUGCGGGAGGACCUCAUCAAGGAUUUCCAGCAGCUGGCUUUGGAGAUGGGCAUCCCAGCAGACUCCAUCUUCAUCCUGGCCAACAGAGGUGAAUGCAUUCCCCAGGAGACUGCAACUGCCCCCGAGAGGGCAAGGAGAGCAGUCCUGCCUCCCGAGGAGGGCUCGGCCGCGGGACCCCUGCCCCCGUACAUCGGCAAUAAGGAAGACUCCUGCCGGCUGAGCCAAGACCCCGGGCCCUGCAGCGGGAUGCUCUCUCGCUUCUUCUACAACUCCUCGUCCAUGGCCUGUGAAACCUUCCUCUACGGUGGCUGUCUGGGCAACGGCAACAACUUCUACUCGGAGAAGGAGUGCCUGCAGGCCUGCCGCACCGAGGCUGCCUGCAGGCUGCCCAUGGCGCCCGGCCCCUGCCAGCGCCCCGUGACACGCUGGGCCUUCAGCGCCGCUCAGGGCAAGUGCAUCACCUUCAGCUAUGGGGGCUGCAAGGGCAACGGGAACCAGUUCUACUCGGAGAAGGAGUGCAAGGAAUACUGCGGGGCUCCUCCGCUGGCAGAGGAUGAAGAGUUUCUGCAUCUGUCAAACUGAUGUGAGCAGAGCACGAGUUGUCAGCACCCGGCACCAGGCCGGGGCAGGAGGGUGCUGGCAGCGGUACAGGACAUGCCCCCAAGAAGUAAAUUACUCUAAUGUGA